Molecule: messenger RNA, 945 nt
Organism: Tremella mesenterica DSM 1558
Lineage: Eukaryota; Fungi; Basidiomycota; Tremellomycetes; Tremellales; Tremellaceae
Exons: 5
Coding region: 1-945 (314 amino acids)
Biological process (GO): U5 snRNA 3'-end processing; nuclear mRNA surveillance; nuclear polyadenylation-dependent rRNA catabolic process
Cellular component (GO): nuclear exosome (RNase complex); cytoplasmic exosome (RNase complex)
Source: RefSeq, a predicted model, not a curated record
AUGUCUCUUCCCAUAGCUCCCAUAUCAGCCGCAGAACGUUCUUUCAUCCUUACAGGUCUUUCUCACCCUACACAUCCCACACGGUCUGACGGUCGACAACUCCUCUCUCCCCUCCCAAUUCAAAUCUCUUAUGGUGAGGCCCCCCAAGCUUCCGGUUCUGCCAGAGUAUGUAUUGGCUCCACAGAGGUCUUAGCUGGUAUAAGGUUAGAAGUGGAGGAUAUCCCUCUGGAAAGUAAGAAAGAUGCAUGGAGAGGGAGGGUAGAAGUGGAUGUAACACCACAAGCUUAUCCUAAUCUUGGGACUUCAGAUCUGAGUAGGCUGGCUAAUUCGUAUGCUGCUUUGAUAUCGGAUCAUUUUAUGCCGAGUGUGAAAGCUUUACCUAUAUUACCACCUACCAAAUACUUCAUACCCUACCUUCAUCUCACCCUCCUCUCUUCAUCCUCAGCAUGCAUCCCCACCGCACUCAUUUCAGCCGCCCGAGCUGCGUUCUGCGAUCUACGAAUACCAAUCACCAAGAGGAUAGGUUGGGAAGGCGUAGAAGGCGAUGUUGGAGCGGAGGUGGAAAAGGAUUUAUCCGGUAUCAAAGCUGCCGUGAGAGCGGGGAGGGGAGGGAAAGGCAAGAGUAGGGCUGUGGGACGGGGAGGGGAAGAGUGGGAUUUAGCAGGAGGGGAGAUUUUUCUGGAAGGUAGAGAAGAUUUACCGGUGUUGGUUGUUUUAAAUCUGAUUCCAAACUCUCAAGGACUCUUCCUCGAUGCUACUCCUCAAGAAGAAGCCGCAUGUCCAGAUCGUCUGUUACUAUACUUCAGACGUUCUGGCAAAUUAUGUGGUAUGCGUACAGAAGGCACGACCGGUCUUGAUUUAGAUAGAAUACGACCUUUAUUACUUGAAGGUAAACGGAUAGCCAUGGAAUUGAUAAAUAUUUUGAACGCUCAGAUGCCCAUAUGA